AUAAAAAAUUAAGAAGAAGAAAUUCAACAAUCAAGAAUAUGGAUCAAGAAGUAAAAUCAAGAUCAAGAACUCAAGAGUCUAAAAAGUCAAUAUUCAAGAUCCAGUAUCAAAUAAACAUUCCCAAUGAAUUAAGUUCUGCAGUUGCUCCGGGAGGGGAUGGAGGCGGCAGUGGUGGUAGUGGCGGAGAUGGCAUCGGCGGAGGUGGAGCAAGGGGUGGUGGUGGCAGUAGUGCAGGCAGCCGUACUGGAAAUGGUGGUGGAGGUACGUUAACCCGCCACGGUGGUCAAACCAGUGGUGCAACCAUUACGAUGCGCCUCAUAAACAGCAGCCCCUUCAUCUCUUUUGCAUGGCCAUGUUUAGUUAUGUUAUAUUUGGCUUACGCAUCAUUUUCAUUUCCCCCUCCACUUUAAUUGAUCCCUGGUUAUGUGCAAAAAUGCAAGCUAAGUAAUAAAUUUGUAUUCGUGUGUGAUGUUAUAUUAAGGCUUAUGUAUUUAUUCUGCUUGCAAACGUUACAAUUUUUUUAAUUUACCUUUUAGGUAUUUUAAUCAA
Olea europaea var. sylvestris is the source of this 549-nucleotide messenger RNA. RefSeq names its product protein no-on-transient A-like. The record is from RefSeq and is a predicted model, not a curated record. The transcript is spliced from 2 exons. Bases 39 to 410 code for a protein of 123 amino acids. Lineage: Eukaryota; Viridiplantae; Streptophyta; Magnoliopsida; Lamiales; Oleaceae.